Molecule: messenger RNA, 1434 nt
Organism: Acyrthosiphon pisum (pea aphid)
Lineage: Eukaryota; Metazoa; Arthropoda; Insecta; Hemiptera; Aphididae
Exons: 1
Coding region: 1-1434 (477 amino acids)
Molecular function (GO): protein dimerization activity
Source: RefSeq, a predicted model, not a curated record
AUGCGUGGUUCAUAUAAUGGUCUCCAAGCUAUAAUUAGGCGUUUUAAUACGGCUGCUAUUUUUGUGUGGUGUUAUGCACACCGACUGAAUUUGGUCCUUACCGAUGCAGUUAGUUCCUCUGUGAAUGCUGUUGAUAUGUUUGGAAUUAUAGAAACUGUACAUGAUUUUAUUAAUUCAAGUAAGAAAAGGGUUGCAUUAUUUGAACUACAUCAAGAAAAAUGUUAUGGUAAUAAACAACGUAAACGUCGAUUUAAAAGGGUUCAGACAACAAGGUGGUGGUCCCAUGAUUUGGCAUUAAACACAGUUUUGGAUACAUUUGAUGAACUUCAAAAAAGUGAAUGUUUAAGUGAUCGAAAAGGAGCCCACCAAGCAAAAUGUUUAAAAGAAAAUUUAAUUUGUGACAAAUUUUUGUUGACUGCAUUUAUUUACAAACAAUUAUUUGAAAUUGUGACACCUUUAAGUAAAAUGUUACAAACUGUAGAUAUAGACCUAAUUGGAGUUAUAGCUGUAGUCGAUGACAAAAUAUGUGAACUAAAAAAUGCCAGAAGUGAUGAAAACUUUUUAAAAUUACAGGAAAAAGUUGAUAGGUUUAAAAUGUGUUCAUCUGUGGAUAACGAAGAUUUUAAACUAUUGCCACUAAAUCGUUCAAAGAGAGUUCCAAAAAAGUCUGCUGAAGAAACCCAAGAUGAAGUAAUCACUGAUCCACUUCAACAUUUUAAAAUUCAAACUUUUUUUGUUGCAUAUGAUACUGCAAUUAUACAGAUUAAAGAAAGGUUCAGUGAAAUCACCAAGGGUAUUUACAAAGAUUUGUCCUUAUUUUCUCGGAGACGUUUGGAAGAAAUUUCAAAAAAUAAUGAUCUAUUACCUAAAGAUGCAUUUGAUGUGUUUUCUGAUGUUUACAGUAAAUUUAUACUGAAAGAUGAUUUAAAAAGGGAAUAUUUGCAGUUUUCUAAAAGUUAUUUCAAUUUUGAACAAGUGAAAUUAUUGCCCUUGCAAUUGCAUAACUCUGAAAUAGAAAUUUAUGAUGAGCUCAGUGGUUCAUUGACUGAUGAAGCAUCAGAAUCAGAAAUAGAAGAUAGUUUUGAGAACAAUCACGAUAGGCAAGACAAAGAAGUACCAAAACUUCAUAAAAAUGGAUGCAGUUUGUCAAUUGUUUUAAAGGUUUUGCUAAUCAGUGGCCUAUCAUCUACAUUCCCAAUGCUUACUACUGCCUUAAAAAUUGCUGUUACUCUCCCAGUGGCCAGUACUACUCCAGAGAGAACAUUCUCAAAGUUAAAUAUUGUGAAAAAUAAAUUACGUAGUACUAUGGCAGAAGGUAGACUUGAAAGCUUAAUGAUACUUUCGUGUGAAUCAGAUAUCAAAAUUGAAACUGAUCAAAUAAUCAACGAUUUUUCCAGAAAAAGUGUAUUGUUAGAAAAAGCAUUAUUGUACUAA